This is a messenger RNA of Phasianus colchicus (ring-necked pheasant), 2421 nucleotides long. RefSeq names its product retinal pigment epithelium-derived rhodopsin homolog (gene RRH). NCBI's taxonomy places the organism in Eukaryota, Metazoa, Chordata, Aves, Galliformes, Phasianidae. The record is from RefSeq and is a predicted model, not a curated record. Gene Ontology annotation, biological process: G protein-coupled receptor signaling pathway; visual perception. Gene Ontology annotation, cellular component: membrane. Gene Ontology annotation, molecular function: G protein-coupled receptor activity.
UGGUAGUGUUUUGUCCUCUAGAUGAAUUACUGCAAGAUAUAGACGACAGUCUUGUGUGUCCAAAAUGCAUUGGAAUGAUUCAGCCAACUCCUCAGAAAGUGACGCUGAAGCUCAUUCUGCCUUUACACAGACUGAGCACAACAUAGUUGCAGCUUACUUAAUAACAGCAGGAGUGAUAAGCAUUUUCAGUAACAUUGUUGUGUUAGGCAUCUUUGUGAAGUACAAAGAGCUUCGGACAGCAACCAAUGCAAUUAUUAUCAACCUGGCUUUCACUGACAUUGGUGUUAGUGGCAUUGGCUACCCCAUGUCUGCUGCUUCAGACCUGCAUGGAAGCUGGAAGUUUGGAUAUACUGGAUGCCAGAUCUAUGCUGCCUUAAAUAUAUUUUUUGGGAUGGCGAGUAUUGGUUUGCUCACUGUUGUUGCAGUUGACCGUUACCUGACAAUCUGCAGGCCUGACAUAGGAAGAAGAAUGACUACCCGUAACUAUGCUGCUCUAAUCCUGGCUGCAUGGAUCAAUGCAGUCUUUUGGGCGUCCAUGCCUACUGUAGGCUGGGCUGGCUAUGCUCCAGAUCCAACUGGGGCAACUUGCACAGUCAAUUGGAGGAAAAAUGAUAUGUCCUUUGUUUCCUACACAAUGAGUGUAAUUGCUGUUAAUUUUGUUGUACCCUUAACAGUCAUGUUUUACUGUUAUUACAAUGUUUCCCGGACAAUGAAACAAUACACCAGCAGUAAUUGCCUGGAGAGCAUCAGCAUGGAUUGGUCCGACCAAGUAGAUGUAACAAAGAUGUCUGUUGUGAUGAUUGUAAUGUUCCUGGUGGCAUGGUCUCCCUAUUCCAUUGUGUGUUUAUGGUCUUCUUUUGGAGACCCGAAGAAAAUUUCUCCUGCAAUGGCCAUCAUAGCUCCUUUAUUUGCAAAAUCCUCCACAUUCUAUAAUCCCUGCAUUUACGUCAUUGCAAACAAAAAGUUUCGGAGAGCAAUCCUGGCAAUGGUGCGAUGUCAGACAAGACAAGAAAUAACUAUAAACAAUGCCUUGCCCAUGAGUGUUUCUCAAAGUGCAUUGACGUCAUAAAACCCGUUCAGUUUUUCUGCAUAGAUUUUGUGGAAACAAAUUAAAUCUGGGUUACAGUUUAUUUUUUGGAAUAACAAUUUGCUUCUUCCAGUCAAUUGUUUUCUGUCAAUCGCUGAAGUAUUUUCUAGGUUAAAGAGAAAAAACAACAACAAAAAAGCACUGCAACUUUAGUUUUCAAGAGUGAGACUUAUUGGAUUGAUAUUUCUGGCACAAACAAAAAAAGCCAUUGAAGUGUUCCAUGUGACUUACAGGGCUGGACAAGGUGACAUCAGGGCAGGGAGAGACUGAAGUAGGAAGUGCUUAGGUUCAGUAACAGAUAUAGCACCUUUAAUUCCUCUUGUGAAUGACUUUCUCUCAACUUCACUUAAAAGUUUCCAGACGUGGAUUCUCCCUGUAUGUGUGUAUCAUUUGUUUUGCUUCUGUGAAUAUGGUAAGGUUAUCAGAAUAUCUAGCCAAACCCCAUAUAGCUUUUUAUCAGCUUUUAGGAUUUUGAAAGACUCAUGAUAUUUCAUGGAUUUUUGAAGUUUUGGCUCACAGAAUCAAAUGAACCUGUGAGAUGGACAGCUUUUUUUUUUAGUAAUGGUACAUUUCUAGCACUCGCCCCUGCAUGGUAAAUCCUGAGAGUGGGACAAAAUGUUCCUUGAAGUUUGACACUCAGGUGGCACAUGAAAUAGUAAAGAUGAUUUCUCAUUAUAUCUAAGUCAAUCUCAUGGACAUCCGUUGUGUAAUUUUUGAAGAACGUUGACAAUGUCAGCAAUGGAUUUAUUUGGGUUGGAGGGGAUGGCUGCAGAUAGAGCUAGUGAUGGAUAGUAGUAUACAUUCCUGAUGAUUCUCAGAUUUCGAAAAUAAAUAUCUUUUUUUGAUUGCCAAUCCAAAAUCUUAGUGAUCCUUCAGACAUGCCUCAGCCACUGUGACUUUGUGCAGCUACAGUUACUCUGUUGCUUGGGUUCUUUUUUCUCCUAGGAUCUCUAGUGUUGGUCUGACAGAGUACCACUUUAAGUGAUGCAGUCAUCUGGGAAAUCUAAAUGUUAUUUUUAUUAAUUUGUGUGAAAUGUGUGAUGUAAUUUUUUUAGGCUUUCCAAAAUGGUGGGAAAGAAACUUUUUAGAAAGUACAUUUAAAUCUGACUACAUGAGAUUUAAUUUAACAGUAUUUUGAGUACAAUUUGCAACAACAGAUGGUUCAUUUCUACCAUUUUGAUAUUAUUGUAUAUGCAUUCAUCCAAAGUGUGGCUUUGCAGUAUGGAGCUGUUGUUUUAAAAUUUGUGUGUUAUUGGUAAAAAUCUGUCUUUACAGAUUUUUUUGAAAGUUCUAGAGUCUAUGCUUCCUAUUAAUUUGUACUUUUCAGUAAUAAA